AGGGGGGGGCCGGGAUGUGGCGGCCGCAGCCCCGGCCAGGCGGGACCGGCAGGCGGCGCCGCGGCGGCGGGGGGGAGGCGGCGAGUUCAGAGAGCAGCCCUUUCAUGCUGUGUCACUUAGAUUAGGAUUGAGCCCAAGAUGGUCAGGAGCACUUAAUGCCUGCAGGCUCUCUUUGUAAAAAGAAACUGGCAAAAAGACCUGGAUACAUGAGGCCAGAAGCUCAGCGACAGAUAGAGUUUCAGUCCCUGGGUGCCUGCAAAGUGUUGAGCCCAGAAGAGCUCAAACAUGGCAGGCAGAAUUGUGGAGAGUUGGAGAACUGCUCUCUAUACCGACGAUGCCAAAAUAACUUUGAAUUCUUAUACUGUAGCGCAGCAAGUAGUGCCACAGUUCCUGCUGAUGGGGUAACAACAUUGGCCGCUACUGAAAAUAUGCCAGGAUGCUGCAAAAAUCUUUCAUGUUGCAAGAGUCCACGGUCAGAAAACACAGCGAGCGUCGUUUACCCUGCUGCAGCAACAAACAAAAAAGAUGUUUCUGCUGUUUGCUGUGCAUGGCAGAAAAGCCAUGGCACUGAAGUGGGCAAGCUCCCAAACGUAUAUACUUUGGAUCAGACAGAAAUGAAUAACAACUCUGAAUAUCAAAACAGAGAUGUUGUUUCUUGUUCUGUUGGUGCACGUGAUAGCUUUAGUUCAAAUUUCAGCUUCAUACAGCUCUCCCUGAACUUGGCCUCUGGAGUAAGUGAUGCUGAAGGCAAGUCAGCCAUUGAGGAAGCCAAGUAUGUUCUGCAUCCCAGCACUGCAGGAAAUUUGCAGAAGCCAGCAGAGAUGGUGCAAACUCAUGGGCACUUGGGAGCUUUGCAUUGCUUCUCCAGGCCUAGGGAGGAUUUGGAGUAUGAAAAUGAGACCACAGCAAAUGAUAAACUACAGGACUGCGAGACUGUCUAUCUCUCGGAUACAGAUGCAACAUUUUCAUGUUCUACAGACUCCUCGGAUGCAGCAUCUGCUGGCUCUUCUGUCACCUCAGGCUAUGAAAGUAGCUUUACUGUCAGCGACCAUAACUGGGAUACUUUGAUGAAAAAAUAUGAACCAGUGCUACAGGACUGCCUGCUGGGCAACCGCAGUACAUUAAAGAUAAAAUCCUUGAUCUUACGGCUUCAGAGACUUCAAGAAAAAGCAAUAGAGGAAGAUGACUAUGAUAGAGCUGAUAAAUUUAGACGGAAACUGGAAGAACUGGAGAAAGAGAAAAAUUCUUCAAAGUUUCAGCUUCCUUCAAGACAUCCUUCAGUUAGGAGUUUUUUGGAUAAGUUUGUUACCCAAGUUCAAGCAGCAUUGCGCUGGGCUGCCGAUCAUCAGGUUAGACAUGAAGAAACCCAGCUUUGGCAUGAAAACGAGCAUAAACUUUUGAGGUCCACUUACCAGGAGAGGAUGCAGUUUUUGGCCACAAAACGAAACCAACUUUUUCAAGAAAAGAAAUGGUUACAGAAAGAAAUUGAAGACCUCCGAGCAAGACUGGCCAUGUUAGAAACAAAAGAUCAACAGCUGAGAAGAGAAAUUGAAGAGCAAGAUCGGCUUAUUCAGUCACAGGACUGUGAACUGACUGCUUUGCUUGGCUGUGUUUCUCUGAGAGAACUACAGGAAGUAAGCAAGGCUGUGGAUGACACUUUGGCAUCCUCCUAUCAAAUUCCAUUCAGUCUGGAUCUUCCGGGGACAAUAAAGAGCCUUCAGGAAAAAGAACAAUCGUUCAGCCUGUCCAUUAAAGAAACUACUGCCAAGGUUUGCACGAGUCAGAAACUCUGCAGUACUUUGAGGAGGAAAGUGAGUGAUAUUGAAGCUCAACUACCAGCUCUACUUGAAGCCAAAAUGCUGGCUGUUUCAGGAAGUAAUUUUGGUACUGCGAAGGAUCUUGCAGAAGAAAUAAGAUCAUUAACAUCUGAGAAGGAGGGGCUGGAAGGACUUCUCAAUGAACUGUUGAUUCUGAGUGCCAGAAAUGUCCGAAAACUAGAGAGAAUUAAAGAUGAUUACACCAGACUGAAAGAAGAACUUGAACAAGGAGAGACUGCCUUUGUGACCAGUGUAAAAGAAAAUGCUGAAAAGUACAUGGAGAUGCUGGAGGAUAAACUACAUAGCUGUGGGAGCCAGCUACUCCAAAAAGUGUGGGAAGCUGACUUGGAGGCCUGUCAGCUGUUGAUCCGAGGGUUUCAACUGAAAGAAACCAGUUGUGUUUUUGAAGAAGAGGAGAACCAAAUGGAUGAGAUUGAGACGACUGCUGAUGGCCCGUCUGAGUCUGAGAAAAGAAAAGAAGGUUGCUUUCCAAAGGGCGCAGAGUGGGGCACUGUUCCCUGCCCCAAACACAGCGAGCUAAAAGAGGUUAUAGAAGACAUUUCAUUUGGAGCAGAGGGUCAUUUAUCUGAGGAGUUCUUCAUAUUUUCUGCCGAGUUGGGAGAAAAAUGUGAAGCAAUAAGUGAGAAAUUGGUGCAUCUGGAAGAUCAACUGCAAAGUUCAGCCUGCCAAGUUGAUGAAGGACUUGCACAGUCUUUGCAGAGGGAGAUCCAGGUGGUGAAGGAGACACUCCAGACCGUGCUGGUGCAACUUCAGCCAGCCAGGGAGACAGGAGAAGAAAAGGCUGGAGACUUCCUCUGUGACAGCUGGUGUCCAGGAAAACAAGACUUGAAGGAAUAAUGAGCAGGAAGAGCUGGUAGGAUGACAUUAAUUCACAAAGGGCUGCUUUUAGUAACUGAAUACUGUUUUACCAAGCCUCAGGGAUCUCUUCUCUCCCUGCAUAACUAAUAACUAAAUCAAUUAUGGAGAAACAGAGCCUGGAGGUCUAUCAUCAGAAGUAUUCUACACAGCCUCACACGUUUUGGCACAGAUCGGGCGACAGCUUUCAGAGCAGAGCAGCCCCUGUAAAUGUGUAGAUUACAAAUUGAUACAUUUCAUUUCAAGUGAGUCUGCAAAGUUGCCUUUAAUGUCAGUGAAAUGUUCUCCUUGAAGACUCAUAAGCAAUAUCUGUCUUCCUUACAGAUUUAGGUUUUUCCUUGAUUUAAAAAUGUAGCAUUAAAGCUGGAACAUCUAGUAUUUCUCGAAAAAUAGCUGUAAGAAUAGUAAGAACUGUUGGGGUUUUUUUCCCUUUGGCUUUAACAGCUUUCUUACACUGAAAGGAUGAAAUUCAAGCUAACCAAGUUCUUUCAACUGAAAUUUGGGCCUCAUUUACUCUGUGGCAUAUGAGUACAGUGGAGGUAACUAACAGCAGCCCCUAUAGCAGUAGUUAACUCGCUUCAUUUAGGUAUUAAUAUAAACUUGCUUUAGUAUUACAGGGGUUGUAAAGCACAAAAAAAUUACUAUGUUGGUGAUUUGUGUUCCUUAUAUUUAAAUAUUGUAUGAACAAUAAGUCAUUUAAGUCUCCUUGUAAAGUUUAUUACUACUAUUAUAUUGCUUUGAUCUUCCUUAUAAACUUCAGAAAGAACGCAGAUUUUUUUUUUGCAGUAGACAUGUGUAUAUAUACAUACUUAAAAACAUAUUUUUAUAGGAAACAAAAGCAAUAUUCAACUGAAGCCAGCUAAUAUGAAUGACUUAUAUUUAGAUCAUUGUUCAAAACAGUUAAUGCCUUCAGGAAUUCAUCAUGUACUUUUACUUGGAUACUAGUAUGUCUCUGUCACAAAAAAAUCUGCUUCUGCCAUUUGUUGCAAAGAGAGAGAAUUAAAAAAAACAUAUUUUUGAGCCAGUAGCCUUACAAUGUCUUACAACUCAGUACUGUACUUUUUUAUAUUAUUUUUCUGACAUUUUUAGAAUGAUAUUUUUCUGCUGCUUCAAUUAUUCGCUUUGUAACCACAUUGUGAAGGUUUUUACAAAUGUUGAAAGUCAUCGGACUACUAGCCCCCCAAGAUCGUGUUCGUUUUCUGUGUAUGUUUUGAUUCUAGUUGAAACUUCUACCUCAAUGUUAAGUACAUCAGGAGGGAGGGGGGGGAAAGCACCAGGCAGCUGAGACAUACCACAGGAUUAUAACUGCAUCCAGGAAUGUACGCUUGUCAAUCCAGGGGAGCAGAGCAGAGGUGGUUUCUGUAGUCAUCAGAUCCUCAGGGUGGAAUUACAGCCCUGUAAUUCAAAACAUGGUUGACUCUUCUCGUUGUGUAAUAGAUGGGCCAGUACCUGUGCUGUGGUAAAGGCUCUUGAAUCUUCACCUUGUGUGGACUCCACUACUCUGUUCCCCAUCCCCAGUCUCAGAUGGAGAUCUCUUGCUGCUCUGUUUGGCAAGUUCCAUUCUCCAAGCUUUUCUGGACAGUCCCUGUUCAAUACCUACCUCCCCAUAGUAGUUUUGGCACUUUUUGAAACUCUUCCAAGCUGAUGAGCAAGGCGUUUGUCUCCAGCUGAAGGCAGCUUGGGCGGCAGCCUGUGGCACCCUGACAUUCAGCCCCUGCACAGGACCGGCUUCCCCCUGGGAAAGCCUGGCUGGACACACGUAGCGCGGCUGCUACAAAGUGCUCAUGGAAACCCACAUGAGUUCGGGUAAACAGAAAAGAAAGCACAUUGACAAGACAGAGCUCUUACAGCCAUUUCCUUAAGACCUGUAGAAGCUCCUUGGUUAACACCACAGAGGGCCCAGGUACUGACUUUCCAGCAGUGAAGAGCAGUUGUAUAGGACGAUGAGGACGCUCCCAGAGAUGAAGGCCAGUCCACUAAGGUUGUAUGACCCACCUCUCCCCACACAGAGGGGCGUGUGGAGUUUUGUCCUUUGAGUAAGUAGUGCUGCACUGAGAAUAGCUGGUGGGCUAAGUGCCUUAGAGCCAGGGUCAGCCACAGCCGAGGUGCGAGUUCUGCCUCCUUGCGAGGGCUCACAACAGGGGUAGUGACCAACCAUCGCAGGGGCAGGAGAACCCCCAUUCUCAUGAGCAAGCUUUCUUGACAUUCCUAUUCAAUUUAAAAAAACUGUAUGGCUUUUGUGUUCUACAGCUUCAGAGCACCACUGCAUUUUAAUAAAAACUCAGCUUACGCAAGCACUCUAAUAAGACACUGAACUCCUGAGGAGAAGGAAAACUGAAUCAGUCAUCAUUCUUGUCAUAUUUGUAUCUGUUAACAUUUAUUUUAUACAUAAUGGGGACUACUACUACUUUAAUUUAUUAUUCCAUUAACUUCACUGUUUGUUGUGGGAAGUUAGAGCCAGUAGUCAUUCCUUUUCUCAGACAUGCUGAAUAAUAAGCAUACUAAAAAAAAAAAAAGUAUACUAUGCAAUAUAUCAGCUGCCUUUUAUCUGUGGAUAGAAAACUUUCAAAUAAAGUAUGUUUUUAACUAA
Falco peregrinus (peregrine falcon) is the source of this 5283-nucleotide messenger RNA. It is a transcript of the gene DISC1, whose product is annotated as DISC1 scaffold protein. The transcript is spliced from 15 exons. Lineage: Eukaryota; Metazoa; Chordata; Aves; Falconiformes; Falconidae. The record is from RefSeq and is a predicted model, not a curated record. Gene Ontology annotation, cellular component: mitochondrion; intermediate filament cytoskeleton; microtubule. Bases 156 to 2675 code for a protein of 839 amino acids. Gene Ontology annotation, biological process: cilium assembly; neuron migration.